UAACUUGAUCUUCUGCAGCAGAGGCAGAGCAGAGUGAGUGCUGAAACGUUACUGACCGGAGGCAGGUGCUCUCCUCUGAACGUCGGUGUCAUUUUCACGAUGAGUUUUAAUGUCAGCACACAGGGCGAACAGCUUUGGGGAAGGCAGUGCCAGCCAUGCGCUGGCACCGUGUUUUGAACCCCAAAAACCGCAUUUAAGGGGCGACCACGGACAAAUCCCAUUUACAGGCAUCACCUCGCCAGGCGAUGGAGGUCCUCCGUUAAGGGCUUGGGGGAACCAAACUCUGUCGGAAUUUCGCCAAAAUUACGACGGGAAUUAAGUACAGCUCCCUGUCUCCCGGCAACGGGAGAGACCACCUGCCGGUCGUGAUGUCUCGUGCCAAGGAGCGGCUGAAAGGCGGGAAUGAGACCAAGGACAGUGUCACUCUGCUGCCGUGCUUUUACUUUGUAGAGCUCCCUAUCCUGGCCUCCUCUGUUGUCAGCCUUUAUUUCCUGGAGCUGACGGAUAUUUUCCAGCCGGUGCAUUCUGGGUACAGUUGUAAUGACCGCAGUCUGUCUCUGCCCUACAUCCUGCCCAGACAGGAAGUCUGCCCACUGCCUCUGCUCUUCAGCUUGGCCUUCGCCGCUCCCACUGCCACGAUUCUUAUAGGAGAAGCCAUUCUGUACUGCUAUCUCUCCAGGAGGUCAUCAGCCACGCAGACUGAGGCCAACAUCAACGCUGCAGGCUGUAAUUUCAACUCCUACAUCCGCAGGGCCGUCCGCUUCAUAGGUGUGCAUAUCUUUGGCCUGUGUGUGACAGCACUGAUAACUGAUAUUCUCCAGCUGUCCACUGGUCAACACACACCCUACUGGUUGGAUGUGUGUAAACCCAACUUGACCCACAUUAACAUGUCCACUUGUGAUGAAGCUUUUAUUCUGGAGGAUAUCUGCUCCGGACAAGACACUGGGCUCAUCAAUGCUGGGAGGAAGUCGUUUCCCUCCCAGCAUGCAACUCUGGCUGCCUUUGCUGCUGUCUACAUCUCAAUGUACUUCAACGCGGCGCUGACAGACUCUGCCAAGCUGCUGAAGCCUCUCCUGGUGUUCUCCUUCGUCAUGCUGGCCAUCCUGGCCGGGCUGACCCGGAUCAUCCAGUUCAGAAACCAUCCUGUCGAUGUCUACUGUGGAUGGUUACUGGGAGCUGCCAUUGCCUUUUAUCUGGGUGUGUAUGCAGUGGGGAACUUCCAGCCCAGUGAGGAUCGGUCCAGAAGUCGAGCACCUACCCCCACCCUGAGAGAGCCCCCCCUCUCCUCCUUACCCAAUGUCAGCCAAUCAGCAAUUAGCAACAGCCACCAAGGUCACCACACGCUGGCUCCCAGCCAACCAGAGCCCAUCAUCACCAGGACCUCUUCCCACACUUUGUCCCCCAACCGACCAGAGCCCAUCCUGACGCGAAGUGCCUCCUACCGAGAGCCGUCUAUGUCCAAUUUGAAAAGAGCCAGUGCUGAGGUGGAGGUGAUAACCCCAUCCAGUCCCCAGGGUAACCAUGACAACAUGAUGACCUUCAGCAGCAGCACACUGCCAAGGUCCCACGGAGGCUCCUCAUUGGAGGAGGGUCGCAUUCCACGCCGUCACGCCUCCAUCCAUGCAUCAAUGGACUCAACCCGAUCCAAACAGUUGCUCAGCCAGUGGAAGAAUAAAAACGACAAUAGGAAGCUGUCCCUGCAGGUGAUGGAUGGAAUAAGACCAACCUCCUCCUCAUCUCCUCAGAGGAACAUGGAGCUGCGCUGCUCCUCUGAACCUUCUGCCAUGGGCCUGGAGGCAGAGCUCCGAGGUGGACUACACCUGCCUUCACUUAUCGCUUGUCAGGAAACAGAGCUGCGUGCUGGGGCUCACAUUCCAGUUCAAUACAUGAAACUGGCAGCAAGCUCUGUUCCUAUGGCCAAUCAUAAUCACCAGACCCAUAAUGGCAGCAGCGGAAUGGCUGGUGGGGCCAGAGUGUCUAUCCAAUCCCGGCCUGGAUCCUCCCAGCUGGUUCACAUUCCUGAGGAGGAAAACCUCACCAGCAGGGAUCAGGAGAGUGAAUCAGAGGACAGCAUUAUGGAUGGAGGUGGGUCAGUGAGGGAAAAGUGGCUGAGAGUGGCUGAGAAGACCACCAUCCCCUGCAGGCCGCUCAGUGCUGGAGGACAGCCUCGUCUUAUGCAGGUGAUAACCUUAUCCAAACAGCAGGGUCUGCUACACUCUCCUCGGUCGGAGGAUGGUGGAUCCAUUCGGUACCGAGCCUUGACAGACCAGGACCCAUCACCACCAGCCUCUACCACAGGAGCAGUGGGAGGAGGAGGAGGUUUGGAAAGAAGUGGCAGCAUAGUCCGUGUUGAAGCCCACCCAGAGUCCAGAUCAAACAAACCUGUGGUGAAACCUCCAAGCACCGACGGAAGUGGCUCCUGGCGAUGGAAACCACCAGAACAACGAGCCUCGCUCCGGCAGUCAGCUUUCACCCUCAACGACCUGAACAGACACACUGACAGCUGUGAUUCGCUGAGGGAUGGAGGGUCAGUGGAUGGGCGGAGGAGCGUUGCAGGAACUGAAUCUGAGAGUGAAGCGGGAGGAGACGGAGGGGGAGGAGGAGACGGAGGAGGAGGAGGAGGAGGAGGAGACGGAGGGGGCGUGGGAGGAGGUGUAUACACAAACCAUCCACAUGUUGUACACCCUUUACAUCCUUUACAUCCCAAUAACCCCAACAACUUCCAGCACCCCAAUUUUAACCCCAACAAUCCCAACUAUAAUAACAUUCACUUUAACUUCAACCCCAACUCUGCCAAUUUCAACCCCAACUCUGCCAACUUCAACCCCAACUCUGCCAACUUCAACCCCAACUCUACCAACUUCAACCCCAACUCUGCCAACUUCAACCCCAACUCUGCCAACUUCAACCCCAACUCUGCCAACUUCAACCCCAACUCUGCCAACUUCAACCCCAACUCUACCAACUUCAACCCCAACUCUACCAACUUCAACCCCAACUCUACCAACCCCAACAUGCCAUUCACCCCCACUGUCACCUUUGCUCCUCCCUUCCACCCCCACCCGCAGGCCAUCACUACCAUCAGGGUCACCCCGGUGGAGGGGACGGCUGCCAGCAGUGACGGUGGCUCAGACUGUCAGUCGGUUACCUCGUCCAGCCGUGAGUCCACCCUGAGGAGGAAGAGUGGCUCCCACAUUGUCCAUGUACCAGAUCGAGGGCCCACCCCCGAUCUCCACAACAACCACCGCCUCUGUGAUGACAGUAACCGCCUCGACAACGAAAGCAGCAACCGUUUCCACGAAAACCUUCGAAGUUUUCAAGAAAACCCCAUCCACCCUAAUCAUCCAAGCAGGCAGAUGCAGGGGAUGUUUGUUCGUUCUAGCCCAACGCCUCCCCCUACCUUACCCCGCCCCAUCCUGACUCACACUCCGCCUCCUACUCUGGGGUUGGCCUAUAAAGAAUGACAUGCUCAGUGUUAAAUAAAUCCAUCUAUACCUGCAUUUAAAUGUCCUACUUGACCAGGACAAAAUGUCAAUGGAGAUGCUGCAUGGGCCAUUCCGAACUUCAAUUCGGACCAAAUAUUAAAGGAAAUUUGGUUAAAUUUGUCCACAAAAAAGUGCUAGUCCCACCCACAACCUUUUACCUGGCCAAUUAGGGCACAAUAUAUAGCCAGUUAUGUCUCUCUUCCCCCCCCACCCCCCCCCCACCCCCCAGCACCCCAGCUGGUUUAGUACCCAACUAAAUAAACAUAAAUGUUAUGUCUUACUAGAAGACAUAGCUUUUUAAAAACAAUUAGCAAGAGGUUCACAAUCCUCUUUCGGUCAAAAGCUAUAGAGAGUAUUAACACAAUUAGCCAUGCCUACAAGCUCCAACUGGCCAAUAAGAAAUUACUAUAGUGAGGGCCCAUGUUUAGAGUAGUGAGUUUGAUUCAACAUUUUUCCUUGUGUUUUUUUCUGGAUACACUGUUCAGUUUUUUGUAAAUGUAAUGCAUUGAGUGAAUUUGCUUCAUAGGCACAAGGAUAAUGAGCUUAAUAAACUGCUGACCAUUUGACUCACUCAGAAGGAGAGACUCCAUCCUCCUUGCUUUGUCCCAUACGUCCCUGCCAGCAAGGUUGGAUUCAGCCUAAUGACUCUGCCCCCCUAUUCUCUGACUGCUAGAUCAGCUGUCCAUGGGAUAACAUUCUUUCCACAACAUGUAUACAUACAGUAUAUUGUCAGCUAUCAUGCUUCUGUCAAACACAGGUAACAAUAUCAAUAUAUAUAUAUAUAUAUAACUUUACUAUGUAACCACAUGCCAUUAGAUGGACGUUUGCAUUCAAAGUCCAUAACUGUGCUGUGUUUGUAUAUAGGAAUGUGAGUGGCCACAGUGGAAAUUAAACCCACAGUCUUUAUUGUGUCUGGGCUACACACUGGGCAAUAACAGUAUCUCUUAGGUCAUGGUGGUAUUGUGUUUGUGUUGGAUAAGAACAAUAUCAUGGGACUUUGUGUUUAAAUAUAGUGCUCUAUUUUUUACCUGCUGUGUUUUAAUUAUGUGCAGUAUAUGAAUAUGAAUAUGAUUCUGACUGUGUAGUUGCUGUACUGUACACUGGCACAUACAGCAUUUGAGCCAUCUGAACAAAUUUAGACCAUACACAAGUCCAAAGACUGAAGGAAGUCAAGUUUUUUCUUUUUCUUUUUUGUUUGGUUCAUUUUAUCAGCUCAUCAUGUCUCCCAGUAUUAAAGAAUGGGUGUAAUUACUUUUGAGUUUUAGGGCAACUGUUGGAGAAAAAAUAAGUUAUUUAUUAAAUAAAUUAUAUAAAUUAUUAAAAGAAAUAUUUCUAGCAUAUUUUGAGAAAAAGGUUGCAAGUUUAUGAGAAAAAAGUUCGGUUACACUUUAGUUGAAGGUAUCUACAUAAGAGUGACAUGACACUGUCAUGAACGUGUCAAACAUAAACAAGUCA
Sander lucioperca (pikeperch) is the source of this 4940-nucleotide messenger RNA. Its product is annotated as phospholipid phosphatase-related protein type 4-like. Bases 369 to 3464 code for a protein of 1031 amino acids. The transcript has 11 exons. Gene Ontology annotation, molecular function: phosphatidate phosphatase activity. The record is from RefSeq and is a predicted model, not a curated record. Gene Ontology annotation, biological process: signal transduction; phospholipid dephosphorylation; phospholipid metabolic process. Lineage: Eukaryota; Metazoa; Chordata; Actinopteri; Perciformes; Percidae.